This is a messenger RNA of Mytilus californianus (California mussel), 1286 nucleotides long. RefSeq lists its product as uncharacterized. The transcript has 5 exons. NCBI's taxonomy places the organism in Eukaryota, Metazoa, Mollusca, Bivalvia, Mytilida, Mytilidae. The coding region runs from base 67 to 1263 and encodes 398 amino acids. The record is from RefSeq and is a predicted model, not a curated record.
UUCAUGACUAUUUGAGGUUAGAGUCAAAUUUCCCACUUUAAAACUGACCACAAGAUAAUUCGAAUAAUGUGGAUUUUGUUGUGUUUUUGUUUUACUGUUUCUGUAUUUGGACAAUUUUCGGCCAAUACCAACUACCAACAAUGCGCCGCAAAUUUAGCUUGUAGUAUUAACUAUGAGAAAACUUUUCAAGAAAAAUUAAAUAAUCUGGGAUACCAUACGACACUCCAGAUACAAACACUUAAACAGUCCAUAGAUUCACAAGUAACUCCACUUACACAUGACUUAGAAAUCCUGAAAACAAACACAACGGCGAUCCAGGACGAGGUUACACGAGAGUUACAGCACGUUUUCCGUGGACUAGACCAUGAUAGAGCAUUUCUUCAUAACCUUAGUGUUGGUGUGUACAACCUGGCCAAAGAACUUCACCAUGAACAGUACGUACGGUUUCAAGAUGUCCAUAAAAUUAUUGAAGAAGUUAAUUUAGUUAAGCAGGCACUUGGUAUGCUGAACAAUCAUUCGGAUCUUUUACAAGCGGCUUCGUGCGAAGUAAAACUGAAUGCUACCAUGCACAAUGCAACGUUUUACGAAAGUCAAUACAGAAAAGUGUUAUCGAUGUACCAUAAUCUACAGACGACAGUUCAUGACAUCAGACAACAACAACAGGCGCUCCUUACUCAGCUGCAAGAUAAAACGCGGGAAGCAAUGCGUCUGCAGAAGCAGUCCCCACCUUCAAGUCCGCCACCAGCUGCCAAACUUUCGAGAAGUGCUCAUUGUGGUGAAGCACUUGGUAUGGAAGAUGGUACAGUCCUAGACGCUAGUGUAUCCUCCAGUCAAAGCUUUGGAGAUUUUAGUGCAGGAAAUGCUCGACUUAAUCAUGCACGUGGGUGGUACACAGGAGCUAAGACAACAUCAAAGGACUGGGUUCAAAUUAACUUGAAUUCUUCACAUGUCAUAACGGCUUUGGCAACUCAGGGAGCGCCCUGUUGUGAAGUAUGGGUUACCAAUUUUACCGUAUACUACUCCAUUGAUGGAAAUCACUGGCACGAACACAAAACUGACUGUAAUUCACAGGACUUCGUUGGAAACACUGAUCAGACAACGAUAAAAUAUCAGACUCUAGAUCCACCAAUGGUAGCAAAGUAUGUGAGAAUAAACAUCAUAGACUUCCACAAGAAGAAUAACAGCAAUUCUAACUACAUCGGAAUGAGGACGGAGUUAUAUGGCUGUCCUGUAUCUGUCCCGAAGAUAACACAACCUCAUUAAUAAAUUUAUGGUUGUCGACUUUA